AUGCUGCAGCUGGGAGAUGAGGUGACUCUGUUCUCGGUCCUCUUCGUGCUGGUCCUGCUGGGCUCCCGGAGCCCGCUGUGGUCCACAGCCCUCACCGCCUCGCUCUACCUCUUCCUCACCGUGUUCCGGUUCCCCCAGGUACCGGCCAGCCGAGCCCGGCAGGUGCUGCACCCGGACAAGGGCGCGGUGGGCUCCGGGCAGGUGUCAGUGGUCGCACACCGGGGCGGUGGACACGACGCACCGGAGAACACCUUAGUCUCCAUCCGGGAGGCCAGUAAGAAUGGGGCGACGGGCGUGGAGUUGGACCUGGAGUUCACAGCAGACGGCGUCCCAAUACUAAUGCACGACGAGACUGUGGACCGGACCACCAACGGGUCGGGACCUCUCAGCCAGAUGAAACUGUCCGAGUUGGGUAAACUGGACGCAGCUGCUAAACAUCGUCUCUGGGACAAGUUUGCUGGAGAGAAGAUCCCAACUCUGGAGGAGGCGGUGGAGGAAUGCAUCAAACUGCAGCUCACCAUCUACUUUGAUGUCAAAGGUCAUCCAAAUGAGGCAGCCGAAGCUCUGAAAAAAUUGUUCAAAAAACAUCCAGUCCUCUACAACAGCAGCAUCGUCUGCUCCUUUGAGCCUAAAGUCAUCUACAGGAUGAGGCAGAGCGACCCAGAAGUGGUCACGGCAUUGACCCACCGGCCAUGGAGCCUGAGUCGGCUCGGAGAUGGUGCCCCGCGUUUCUCGUCGCUAUGGAAACACCAUUGGAUGACACUAAUGGACGUGGUGUUGGACUGGGCGCACCAUCACGUGCUGUGGAAGCUCUGUGGCAUCUCAGCCUUCCUUGUACAGAAGAACUUUGUCUCACCGAACUAUGCCCAGUACUGGGCCCAGAGGGGGGUGGAAGUGGUAGCCUGGACAGUCAACACAAAAGUGGAGAAAGAUUACUACCAGGAGCAUCUGCAAGUCAACUACAUCACUGACAGCCUUGUGGAAGACUGUGAGCCCCAUUACUGAGAAACACAUGAACCCACUACAGGAUGUGUUCACACACAUACUCAUUAAACAAAAUAAUCAAAUCCCUAUGAAAGGACCGUUUCACUGUCUACUUGUCACCCAUAAUGUGGCAUCAGGUAAGAGAACGUAUGCCAAUCUUAUUCCCAUGCACACUGUUAUUAUUGUGAGUGUGUGUAUGUCGAUUUGAGGUAAUCAAACUGACCAGACUAAAGUAUCUGUAAUAGACUUAAUCAAACGUACUGUAUUCACCAACUCAGGAAUGCAAUUUUUUGGGGGUUAUUGAGUCUUUCAAGGCCUACAGUAUAGUAUCAUAUACGGUCUGUGCUUUUUACUCAGUAAAGGCCAUUCGUCUGAUGUUAACUACCUAGAAAUGAUUUUAUUACUCAUAGAAAAUGAAUACUUGUUUAGAAGUAAUACAAAUGAACACUUUAUGUCUUUGAUAAAAUGCACAUAUGAAACUGAAAUGUAUUACUAUACUACUCAUAAAUGUUAUACUAUUCUGUCUUUCACAGGUUUUAUCGGGCUCAGUUUUAAAGCUAGAGUGAAGAUACUGGUAUCCUAUGAAACUACAAAGCCUAUUGCAUGUUGUGAAGAAUGCUAAAUAACAAUUCAAAGUUACAUUAAAUUUUUAGAAAGGAAAAA
Sebastes umbrosus (honeycomb rockfish) is the source of this 1647-nucleotide messenger RNA. It is a transcript of the gene gde1, whose product is annotated as glycerophosphodiester phosphodiesterase 1. The record is from RefSeq and is a predicted model, not a curated record. The transcript has 6 exons. NCBI's taxonomy places the organism in Eukaryota, Metazoa, Chordata, Actinopteri, Perciformes, Sebastidae. Gene Ontology annotation, molecular function: phosphoric diester hydrolase activity. Gene Ontology annotation, biological process: lipid metabolic process. The coding region runs from base 1 to 1005 and encodes 334 amino acids.